Molecule: messenger RNA, 354 nt
Organism: Rotaria sordida
Lineage: Eukaryota; Metazoa; Rotifera; Eurotatoria; Philodinida; Philodinidae
Source: the annotation of a GenBank genome assembly
AUGUUUUUAUCAGACGCAGUUAACUUUUUGGGUGUUACUAUUGUUGAUCAAAUCGAUGAAACAGAUUCAAGUGAUGGAAGACUUUAUGUUAAAUCCAUAAUGAAAGGAGGUGCAGUUGCACAAGAUGGUCGCAUUGCACCAGGCGAUAUGAUUCUUCAAGUAAAUGAUAUUAAUCUUAAAGAAUUAUUACAUGAUGAUGUUACUGAAAUUCUACGUGAAGCUGUCCAAAAACUUGGGUCACUUGGAUAUUUACAUCGUUAUGUUGGUAGAAUGAGUAUAGGACAAUAUUUAAAUUUAUCUCUAUCCAUACUUCGUGCAUUAAAAUUAUUGUCACGAAUUACAGAAAGAAAAUGA